This is a messenger RNA of Trichomonas vaginalis G3, 845 nucleotides long. RefSeq names its product DNA/RNA polymerase superfamily. The annotation marks the transcript as partial. NCBI's taxonomy places the organism in Eukaryota, Parabasalia, Trichomonadida, Trichomonadidae. The record is from RefSeq and is a predicted model, not a curated record. Gene Ontology annotation, molecular function: nucleic acid binding. The transcript has a single exon.
AUGAAGUCACAAACAUUAAAUGAGAAACAAAAGGAAGCAUUUAAAGAACUUCUAGAUGAGGAAUUCAAUAAAGUGAAUAUCAUAGGUUUUAAUUCGGGAAAGUUUGAUUUAAAUUUAAUUCUUCGUGAUUUAAACACUGCAAAAUGGAAAAUAAAAUCAAUGCUGGGUUCAUCUUCUCAAUUUAAGCAAAUCAUUGUAAAGAAAACAAACGUUCCAUAUGAAUUGAGAUUUAUUGACAUCAGAAAUUAUAUAGCGGGUGGGACAUUAGACCAAUUCACUCGAGAUUUCGGAAACAAUAAAUCACGUGUUAAAUCCUUUUUCCCUUAUCAAUUCAUCACAUGGGAAAAUUACGAAGAAGAAUUAUAUAAAGAGGAACCAUUCACGAAAGAUUCAUUUUAUUCAGCAUUAACUCAAGAAACUAUAUCAGAUAGUGAUUAUCAAAUAUAUCUCAAUGAUGCUAAAAAUUUUAAGAAUAGAUUAGAAUAUUUUAUUCAUUAUUGCAAUAAAGAUGUUGAAAUUAUGAUUGACCCAAUUGAUAAAAUUAUUGAAGAAACAUUUGUUUAUAAAAUUGACAUGCUUCAUAAUCUUUCUUUAUCAUCGAAUGCAUCAAUGAUUCGUUACGCUUUAGCAUAUAAAGACUUUAAUCCUAACGAAAAAUAUCCAGAAGAAGAAAAUGUGGAAUCAAGUUUUGAAUUAACGAAAAAGUAUUGGAAAUAUAAAAUUGAAUCAUAUAAGAAACAAGAUGAAAAAGCAGAAAGAGAUACUAAAAAUAAUGUUUCAAUGGAUGAUUUUCAAUACUAUCACGAUUUAAUCCUUUCAUCUAAAUGCAAAAUGUGUGGUAAAGC